Messenger RNA from Esox lucius (northern pike), 7969 nucleotides. It is a transcript of the gene atrnl1a, whose product is annotated as attractin-like 1a. Gene Ontology annotation, cellular component: Golgi apparatus. The transcript is spliced from 30 exons. Bases 763 to 4986 code for a protein of 1407 amino acids. The record is from RefSeq and is a predicted model, not a curated record. Gene Ontology annotation, molecular function: protein binding. Lineage: Eukaryota; Metazoa; Chordata; Actinopteri; Esociformes; Esocidae.
CAAAAGCACCAUUUGACCAGGAGUUUCCCGGUGGAAAACGAGCAGUGGUAGAGCAUCAUUACGUGAGGACGAGAGUCGUGUUGUUAUUCGUCGGUGAAUUAGCUAUAGGCUUAUCUGACAAGGAUUACAACGAUGAUUAUGCAUAUAACACGUGCUCAUCUUCGGUGAUUGCGCAAAACCAAAAAGUGGUGAAAAGCGAAACGGAGAACAGCCAACUUCUAUUUGUCCGGGUUGCUGCAUUCUCUACCGCAGCGAACAAUAUCUACCAACGACUCUCUUGCAAUGGAAGUGGGGAUCCAGAACUAACAUCUCACAAUCAAUCCUAUUACAUUUGCUAAAGUUGGUCUGGAAACAUUUUCAUGGUGAACUAGAAAGUUUCUUGGAAAAUCCUUUAAUUAGAAUACAACUUAUUACACAUUUUUCUUUGGUUUUAAAAUGGUUUCUUAACAUCUGGGAAUAAUGAUGUUUGAUUUAAUUAGUUAAACAAAGUUUAAUUAGAGUUAAUAAAGUCAGGUUUCAUUUGCCGGCUUUGUUGUAGGUUGCGACAUUCUUUCUAUAUGAUCGUGCAAUGAUCGGAACUGUUAGCCUACAGUAUAAUAAGCCUACACCGAUGUGAGUGUGUAUUAAGCUUACGGACAGGUUAUCCUAUGCCUCCCCAAGAUUUUUGCCUACAAAUUAUGUAUUACACGGGUCAUUUAAUUGAGUCACUGUAUAUGUGAGUCUUUACCAGAAAGGUAGACUUUUACCUGUUUCAAAAGUAGAAUGGGUGGGGAAUGCCGAGGAAUGCAUCUAUACACAUUUACUAAAUAUCCUAAUACGCGACCCCAUGACAUCAAAACAUACGUUGGGACAUUCGUUAUGCUGUACUUGGUGUUUUAUACCGAAGCCUCAGUCUCCAAGUCCUGUGAUAAAAAAUGCUUCUCUGGGAAAUGCAUCAAUGGAACUUGCUUCUGUGACCAAGGAUGGGUUGGAGACCGGUGUCAACACUGUCAGGGAAGAUUCAAAUUAACAGAGCCAUCAGGUUCCCUCACAGACGGACCAGUCAAUUACAAGUAUAAGACCAAGUGCACCUGGCUGAUUGAAGGCUACCCAAAUGUUGUUCUCAGGUUGCGCUUCAACCAUUUUGCCACCGAAUGUAGUUGGGACCACAUGUACGUGUUUGACGGAGACUCCAUCUACGCCCCUCUGGUGGCAGUAUUCAGUGGUCUCGUUGUCCCGGAAACAAGAGGUAAUGAGACUGUUCCAGAAGUAGUCACCUCCUCUGGAUAUGCAUUGUUGCACUUUUUCAGUGAUGCCGCCUACAACCUGACUGGAUUCCACCUAUCCUACUCGCUCAACUCAUGCCCUAACAACUGCUCGGGCCACGGGAAAUGCAGCACGGGGAACUCCAUCGCCAGCAGGGUGUACUGUGAGUGCGAUGAGUACUGGAAGGGCGAGGCCUGCAACAUCCCCUACUGCAGGGACAACUGUGGCAGCCCCGACCACGGCUACUGUGACCUCACCGGGGAGAAGAGCUGUGUCUGCAAUGACAGCUGGCAAGGUCCAGAUUGCGCUUUGUCAGUGCCAUCCACAGAGUCUUACUGGGUAAGGCCUAAUGUCAAGCCCUUCGGCCAGUCCCUGGGCAGAGCCUCCCAUAAGGCCGUGGUGCACGGGAAACUCAUGUGGGUCAUUGGAGGAUACACCUUCAACUACAGCUCCUUCCAAAUGGUGCUCAAUUAUAAUCUGGAGAGCAGCACUUGGGAUGUGGUGCCGAUCAAUACAAGUCCUCUGCAGAGAUACGGCCAUUCUCUGGCUCUCUACCAGGAUGACAUCUACAUGUACGGGGGGAAACUGGAGGCUGGAUCAGGCAACGUGACGGACGAACUUUGGGUCUUUAACAUCCCUCGUCGUAUUUGGUCCCAGAGGACCCCGAACAGCCCUGCCCAGGACCCGCCCUACGCCGUGGAGGGACACUCUGCCCACAUGGCUGAACUGGCCAAUGGGGACGUGGUCAUGGUUGUCCUCUUUGGCUACUCGCCCGUCUACAGCUAUGUCAGCAAAGUGCAGGAGUACAACAUCAGGACCCACGUCUGGCAGGUCCCUGACACCAGUGGGGCCGUGGUCCAGGGUGGCUAUGGCCACAGCAGUGUGUACGACAGCUCCAGCAGGUGUGUGUAUGUCCACGGGGGCUACAAAGCCCUGCCCGCCAACAAAUAUGGGCUAGUGGACGAGCUGUAUCGCUACGAGGUGCCCACACGGACCUGGAUGAUCAUGAGGGAGAGUGGUUUGGCGCGGUAUCUCCACACUGCGGUUCUGAGCGGUGGUACUCUGCUGGUAUUUGGAGGAAACACCCACAAUGACACAUCCCUCAGUAACGGAGCCAAGUGUUUCUCAGCUGACUUCCGGGCAUAUGACAUAGCUUGUGACGUGUGGAACGUCCUGCCCCGGCCAGAUCUCCACCGGGAUUUCAACCGCUUCGGCCACACCUCCGUCAUCAGCAAUGGGUCCAUGUAUGUGUUUGGCGGUUUCUCCGGCGUGCUGCUGAACGACGUGCUGGUCUACACACCUCCCAGCUGCCAGGCCUUCACUGAGGAGCAGCGCUGUGCCACGGCCGGUCCCGGCAUCCGCUGUGUCUGGCUUAGGGACCAGUGUGUCCCCUGGGACACCAGCCACGCCAAGAGCAGCGUGCCCGCUCCAUUCUGCCCCACGCGCACCAAUAGUGCAGACGAGAGGUGCUUCAGGUUUUCUGACUGCGUCAGCUGCACUGCCAACACCAAUGGCUGUCAGUGGUGUGAAGACAAGAAGUGCAUCUCUGCCUCUAGCAACUGCACUGUUCUGACCCUCGAGCUAGCGCAACAGCAUAGAGGUCCUCUGUCCCUGGCCCCUCCCCCAUCUAUGCUGUCAGAACACCAGCUUUCUGUGUGGAAGCAAGGUGCUAAGAGAAUUGGACAUUCUGUGAGGAACUUCACCAAAUGCUAUGUGAGGAAUGAGCAGAUCUGCAGCAAGCUGGUCAACUGUAAAAGCUGCUCUCUUAACCUCAACUGUCAAUGGGAGCCCCAGCAGCAGGAGUGCCAUGCAAUCCCUGCUCAGCUCUGUGGGGAAGGCUGGCACCACAUUGGGGAGGCCUGCCUCAGGAUCAAUGCCAGCAGGGAGAGCUAUGACAAUGCUCAGCACUACUGUAAAAACCUGGAUGGCAACAUAGCUUCUCUCACGACAGCCAAGCAGGUGGACUUUGUACUGGAUGAGCUACAGAAGUACCAGCUACAGGAGAAGAAGAUGGCUCCAUGGGUGGGCCUGAGGAAGAUCAACAUCUCGUACUGGGGCUGGGAGGACACGUCUCCGUUCACUAACUCGUCUCUGCAGUGGCUGCCGGGUGAGCCUAGCGACUCUGGUUUCUGUGCCUACCUGGACAGGGCAGAAGUGGCAGGGCUCAAGGCCAACCCCUGUACCGCCAACACUGACGGACUCAUCUGUGAAAAACCAGUGGUUAGUCCCAACCAGAGUGCCCGUCCGUGUAAGACGCCAUGCUCCACGCGAACCACCUGCGCAAACUGCACCAGCCAGGCCAUGGAGUGUAUGUGGUGCCGCAGCACCCAGCGAUGUGUGGACUCCAACGCCUACGUCAUCUCCUUCCCCUACGGACAGUGUCUGGAGUGGCAGACUGGAGAAUGUGUCUCUCAGAACUGCUCUGGACUGAGGACGUGUGGCCAGUGUUUGGAUCAGGUCGAGUGUGGCUGGUGUGGAGACCCCACUAACACAGGGCGAGGCCGGUGCAUGGAGGGCUCCUACCGUGGGCCCACAAAAAGCCUCUCCAGGCAGACCAGAGACAUGCUGCUGGAGCCUGCUCUCUGCCCCAGAGAUAAAGGAUCUCACUGGGCCUACAUCCAGUGUCCUGCCUGUCAGUGUAAUGGCCACAGUACGUGUGUGAAUGGCAGUGUCUGCGAGCAGUGCAGGAACCUGACCACCGGACCGCAGUGCCAAACCUGCAUGCCUGGUUACCAUGGAGACCCCACUAACGGCGGAAAGUGUCAUGCCUGCAAGUGCAACGGACAUGCCAAUCUAUGCCAGGUGUCAACGGGCAAAUGCUACUGCCAAACCAAGGGCAUCAAGGGAGACCAGUGCCAGCUUUGUGACUCUGAGAACCGUUACCUUGGCAACCCCCUCAGAGGAACGUGCUACUACAACCUACUGAUUGACUACCAGUUCACCUUCAGCCUCCUCCAGGAGGAUGACCACCACUACACAGCCAUCAACUUCAUGGCAACUCCUGAGCAGAGCAACAAGAACCUGGACAUGUCCAUCAAUGCAUCUAAUAACUUCAACCUCAACAUCACCUGGUCAAUUGGAUCGACAGCUGGCACCAUCUCCGGCGAGGAGGUUGCCAUUGUGUCCAAGACCAAUAUCCAGGAACACAGAGACAGCUUCUCCUGUGAAAAGUUCAAUUUCCGUGUCAACUCCAACAUCACGUUCUAUGUCUAUGUCAGCAACUUCUCCUGGCCAAUCAAGAUCCAGAUUGCCUUCUCACAGCACAACAGUAUCAUGGACUUGGUGCAGUUUUUCGUCACCUUUUUCAGCUGUUUCUUGUCCCUGUUGCUGGUGGCGGCGGUGGUGUGGAAGGUCAAACAGACAUGCUGGGCAUCUAGGAGAAGAGAGCAGCUCAUGCGGGAGCGUGAGCAGAUGGCCAGCCGUCCUUUUGCCUCAGUUGCUGUGGCGCUGGAUGUGGGCGUCGACCAGGAACACGGAGAGCUGCUGCAGGGGCAGGUGGAGGGUGUACCCAAACCUAUAGCGGUGGAGCCUUGCUGGGGGAGCAGAGCUGGCGUACUUACCGUCCUCUUGUGCCUGCCCAGAGUCCCUUCCGGAAUACCACCGCCUGGUCAGUCUGGCAUUGCCAUCGCCAGUGCUCUGAUCGACACCUCACAACAGAAACCUGGAGACUUCAAAGACAAGUACUAUGGCCUGAAGAACCGAAAACCGCACGCACUAACACAUCAGGGGACCUGUGUUUGAAUCGCCUGACAAAAAGGAGGCAUGAGUGAACCUGAAAGGACUGCAAAACACUUGGUUUUCUAAUGCGUUUUCUGUAUCUUUUUCUAUCUGUUCCUCAACAACACAGCGUGCUGAAGUGAACCUGAUAACAACGGAAGUCCUCCGUUGACACUUUGAGUGUCAGCAAUGUGUGCCUCCUCACUUCUACUCCUUGUAAUACAGUGUAUCCAGAAUGACUUGUCUGCUCUCUGGUUGGAUCUCUGCCCAGCCAGGAGGGUUCUGGACAUCCCAUUGGCCCGCAGCCAGGAAGUCGGUAGUCUGCAUUUCCUCCCUGUGGAUAGGAGCAGCAGGUCGCCACUAAAGAUUUGACUGUGAAGUCUGAAAGAACAAUGCCUAUUGCUGGUGAGAUGUGUGCUCAUUUUGAUACAAAGACAAAGAAGAAAAAAGCUCCCUCAAGUGUUUUCUUUUAAUGUAUGGUCUGUCCAAACUGGGAUAACAUGGGAGGAGCUGUCUAGGGGUUUAAAAUAUUGCUUCGCUCUGACAUAAUGUAUCCUGUAAAGAGGGUUCUGCACUGAUUUCCUCACAGUCUGCACUAAGAGCCGUGACAGUUGACAUGCAGUACUUGUAUGUCAUGGGCCAACUAAGAAGUCGGAUGCAAAGACCAGCAAAAAAGGACUGAAAUCUGGUGUAUCGGUAUUUAAUCUUGCCACUAUUUUAUGUUUAAGGUCAUUGUCUAAGAGCCAUGGCAUGAUGAUGAUUAUUCUGGCAUUCAAAUGCAUGUCCUUUCCAUUUGUCAUAUCUGUGAUGUUAAAAUAUUUCUCUUUAUCCAUCAACACAUAUCCUUUAUACAUCAACACUCCUUGGUGUAUUGAAUAUAGCUUUAGAAUACAAAUAUUUUCAUUAUUACUCAUACAGUUUUAGUUUGCUAUAUUUUAUUGCAGUUGUGUAUGACAGUUUUUCCAAGAGAAUGACAAGGGCAUAUAGUCAUAAAGGCAACUACUAACAAACGGUACUUAUCAGUUUCUUUUACUCCUCUUUAUCUGGAAUGUCUUCAAGGAAGGGAGGAAUGAAGCAUGUAUUUUCUAAGUAUAUAAAACUUUUCUGUCUGGUUUUGGAUCCUUUGGUUCCUUCGUACUCCAGUAUCAUAUGAAGAAAUUAUUAGUUUCCAUUUUUUUCCUUUGUACUUGGUUUUGGCAUUUGGGCAGUUGGGCAGCCUGUUUUCUCCGUAUGUGUUUUUAGUACAGUUGUUAUGGAUAGAUCAGACCUGACAGUGUAAAUAGUAUUAGAUAACAUUUCAUGCCUCAUUUCUAAUCCUCUUUUUAAUUUAUUUGUAAGUUAAUAAUUAAAUUCUUACCACCGAAAUGUCAUUAAAUUAAUUUACUAAUUAAAAUUAAAAUUAAAAAAUAUCACACAUCCCUAUGCCAAUCUCCUCGAACUGGGGAAAACCUAAAGGAUCAUAUCAUCUUCGCCACUAUCCAAAGCCACCCAUCAGUCAACCCAAUCUCAACUCCAGCCUCCGAUAUUCACAGAUCAGUCAAAUCUUUCUCAGUAUUUCAUCAUUUUAUUGUUUCAUUUUGCAAUACGUCCCUCCAUUCUACAGUGAUGUCUUACUAGGGUCUUGAACCUCCCACAUGUAUAAUAACUGAAAAAACCGAGCCCAAAUGAUAACUUUACCAAAGUGCACGAUUAUAUGCCCUAUUGACUGACUAGAUUUCCGGUCCCUAAACAUACAGUUGGCAGGUCCAAUCACAACCUGAUAGAAGAACAUCACAACCAUUCCUGGACAUGACACCAGAAAGCAGCCACUGAUGAACAGAAUCAGAAUAAAUGAUCCAAUCAUUCUGUUCCCCGGCUGCAGAAUCUGUACAGUCCUCAAUGUUAAAUUCCCUAUAUGCUGAGUAUUCUUUUUGCAGAAAGUAUUCCAUAUAAUGUUAAACUAAGAUGAUCAAUGUCUUGAUGCCAUUGUAUGAGUACAUCAAAAAUCUGUCCCCAACUUACUAGAAUUUUAUAUGGCACAUCAAUCAAACCUUUGACCCUAGAUUAAAAGGAUACAUUUGAUGAUUUAUAUUACAAAUUUUGCACCAUGCCUGGUUUUCAAUAUGGGUAAGACAGACUAAUUGAAUUUGCCUACCAGUGUUUUGGUAGAGCUGCAAUGAGUUUACUGUACACUUUUGUACAGUCCAUACAUCUGCUCAUACAAGUGUUAAGUGUGACAUUAUUUUACUGCACUGUAGAAUGUCAUUCAUGAGAAUGAUAUCUUUGUUAUACGUGUUUUCCAAAAAGACUAAUCUUCUAUGAAUACAUUUAUAGUUUUAUCCACAUUAUUUCUUGUAGUAUUUGUCCUGGCCCCCAAAAAGGAGACGUGUGUAGUCCACAUAACAGGGAGUGUUAAUCACAUUGUUUUUGAACAUUACAUAUGCCUGUCUUAGUAGCCUGCUGGGACAUCAGUAUGGAUUUAAAUAUUUCCAGAGCGUUAUCUUUAGCUUUAAGCAAGAGGUUCAAAGCUUCACAAUGUUAGAGUUUUAACCCUCCAGAUGAAUUAGUUCAAUAAAUAAAUUGUACCUUAUCUGGUUUGUCAUUCCAGAUAGUGAAAUAUUAUUUUCUCACAUUAUUACUAAAACGAUUCUUUUGGAGUCAUUAAGCCCAUUGUUAAAAUAUUUAGCUACCGUAUCACUGAAGAAUUUCAGUGCAAUAUCCAAUUAUAUUAACAGUUCUUUCUAUGGUUUCAGAAGUUAAUUGUAUUAAUCAUGUUUACACUUUUAUCCAAAGCAUAAAAUGUCCUGUGUUGCAUUUUGUUUUGUCUCGUAAAUCAUUGUAAACAUAACCUAAUAUAUGGUCACACUUAUAUGUACAUAUGUAAUGUAUACAUUUGAGAAAUUUUCACGUGGACUCUCCGUGUAAUGUUGAAAUUUGUAUCAAUGAAGAGCAGCUCAUCUCAUUAUUUUGUUCUUAUGGGCAUAUAAGGUGAAGUUACAAUAAAAAAUGAUGCUUUAUACUGUGAUUU